AUGCUGACGGUCAACCCGAGGACGAACGCCAUCGGCCUCAAGAGGCAGAUCGCGGGCCUGGAAGGCACGCCCGUGGGCAACCAGGCGCUGCUCCUGGAAGGCCGGCUCCUGGAGGACGAGGCCCGGCUGGCGGACCUCGACCUGCAGGGCAACACCGCCACGGUCGUCCUCCUCGUGCGCGACCCGUUGCUGUCCGGGAGGCUGACGGAGAUCGACCUCCACGCGCUCCUGGAGUCCGCGGCGAACUUGGAUCAGGCGAUCGAUGCGUACAUGGACGACCCGGGGUACCCAUGUGAGAAGGCGCAGGGCAUCGCGGCCGCGGUCUCCGCGGCGCUGUUGCCCGCGGGGCUCGCGGCGCUCGGCGCGGGCGCGGGCGCGGGCGCGGGCCAGGUGCCCCAGAGCUUCCUCGACGAGCUGUCCGCCACCAGCACAGGGCGCCCGGCCGCCCGGCGGGAGGCCUUCGCGCGCGCGGUGCGGGCGGCCCUCGAGUCCGUGCGAGACGCCCUCGCGGAG
Molecule: messenger RNA, 513 nt
Organism: Prorocentrum cordatum
Lineage: Eukaryota; Dinophyceae; Prorocentrales; Prorocentraceae
Source: the annotation of a GenBank genome assembly